Anolis carolinensis (green anole) is the source of this 2134-nucleotide messenger RNA. Its product is annotated as vomeronasal type-2 receptor 26. The record is from RefSeq and is a predicted model, not a curated record. Gene Ontology annotation, molecular function: G protein-coupled receptor activity. The coding region runs from base 1 to 1248 and encodes 415 amino acids. Gene Ontology annotation, biological process: G protein-coupled receptor signaling pathway. Gene Ontology annotation, cellular component: plasma membrane. NCBI's taxonomy places the organism in Eukaryota, Metazoa, Chordata, Lepidosauria, Squamata, Anolidae. The transcript has 4 exons.
AUGGCAAUCAUUCAACUUCUUCACUUCCUAAAACGAGUUAUAUUUAACAACACUGUUGGUGAACAGAUUUCCUUUAAUAAAAAUGGGGAAUUGGUAUCUGGGCUUGAUAUCGUCAACUGGGUCACAUUCCCCAAUGAGACCUUUAGUCGAGUGAAAGUGGGAAGAAUAGAUCCACAGUCUCUACCAACCGUUGAGUUCACUGUUCAUGAGGAUGCCAUGGCACAACCUCUUUCUUUGUGUAAUGACCAUUGUUAUCCAGGUUAUAGUAAAAGAAAGAAGGAAGGGAAGCCAUUUUGCUGCUAUGAUUGUAUUCCAUGUCCAGAAGGGAAGAUUUCUGCCCAGAAGGAUGUGGAUAACUGCUUUCAGUGUCCAGAAGAUCAUUACCCAAACAAGAACAGGGAUUUCUGCAUCCCCAAAUCUCUAACUUUCCUCACUUUUGAAGAAGCUCUGGGGACAAGUCUGGCCAGCUCUGCUCUUUUACUCUUUUGUGUGACUUCUGUGGUGCUUGGGAUCUUCCUCAAACACCGGGACACUCCCAUUGUCAAGGCCAAUAAUCGGACCCUCACCUACACCCUCCUCCUCUCCCUCCUGCUCUCCUUCCUUUGUGCUCUGCUGUUCAUUGGAAAGCCACAGAAGAUGACCUGUCUCUUUCGGCAGACAGCUUUUGGCAUCAUCUUCUCCGUGGCCAUUUCUUCAGUCUUGGCAAAAACUAUCACUGUGAUUCUUGCUUUCCAAGCCACCAAGCCUGAAUCCAAGUUGAGGAAAUGGUUGGGGAAAAGAAUGGCCACGUCCAUUGUUCUUUCCAGCUUGCUCAUUCAAGCCACCAUUUGUACAGUGUGGCUGUCUACCUUUCCACCAUUUCCUGAUCUUGAUGUGAACUCAAUGGCUGAAGAAGUCAUUCUGAAGUGUAAUGAAGGGUCAAUCACCAUGUUUUAUUGCCUCUUGGGUUUUAUGGGUUUCCUGUCCAUUUGCAGUUUCACGUCAGCUUUCUUUGCCAGGAAGUUGCCUGACAGUUUUAAUGAAGCCAAGUUCAUCACCUUCAGCAUGUUGGUCUUCUGCAGUGUGUGGAUUUCCUUUGUGCCAACAUACUUGAGCUCCAAGGGGAAAUACAUGGUGGCCGUGGAGAUCUUCUCAAUCUUAGCUUCCAGUGCCGGAUUACUUGGUUUUAUAUUUUUCCCCAAAUGCUAUAUCAUCAUUCUGAGGCCUGAUAUGAAUACAAAGGAGCAAGUAAUGAAGAGAAAGCAUUAAAGAAAGUUUCUGUUUAUUCAUUUAUCAUCUGUUGUCUGUUAUUUAGAAUUUGGUUCCUAAUGUUAAUAAAAUGUCCUGAUGAGAGAUUAUAUUCUGGUACAAAAGAAUGAUCUAUAUUUAAUCCUCAUAAUUCCAUCAGAAGGAUGGGUCCCAGUCUUAGUUUGUAUUGAAGAAUCAGUAUAUGUAAGACCAAUAUUAGGUUUAGAAUUAUGCUAAUGUAUAACAUUCCACUAUUGGAAAUAUCUCAUGCUAAUUUCUUUUAUGCUUAAGAUUAUGCUUUAGGUCAUUUGGUCUCACUUUGGUGUGUGUCAUUACAAAUCCAUGCAUCACUAGGGAAUGGGCAACUUACACUCAUCGUGAUUAUAACAGAUGAUCAGGAGCACCUGUGUCAUCCACAAGCCAGCCAUUUGAGCUAUAUUUCAGAAGAGCUAAAGUUUUUCUCCUUGGAUGGUGACAAAGAUUGUAUUGUCAAAGGCUUUCAUGGCCAGAAUCACUGCAUUGCUGUGAGGCCCAUAUGACCAGUAAAAAGAAGAGAAAGCUUUCAAAUAUGGCUAUACAGCCCGAAAGACUCACAGCAACCCAAAGAAGAUUGUCUGUCCCUCACCUCCCCGCAACCCACCCCAUGUUGCCUUUAUUGCAAUGUAAAUAAAAGAAUCACAUGAGAACUCCUUCUCUGUUUGAUAUUCUGGUGCAGAAGAAAGAUAUAUAUUUAAUAUAUGGUUGAAUGUGUAAGUGUGUAUGCAUGAGUGCAAAGACAUGAUGAUUUCUCCCAAAAUACCACAGCUAGAAUUUAAUAUUACCAUUCUGGAUUCAUAACCUAGGGCUAGAAAGCUGUAACUUAUUCAUAUUCACAAAGCCUACGCAUUCAUGGUUGGGGUAGUAUUGC